Messenger RNA from Williopsis jadinii, 2325 nucleotides. RefSeq names its product ubiquitin-ubiquitin ligase BUL1. The transcript has a single exon. Gene Ontology annotation, biological process: protein monoubiquitination; protein polyubiquitination. The record is from RefSeq and is a predicted model, not a curated record. Bases 1 to 2325 code for a protein of 774 amino acids. NCBI's taxonomy places the organism in Eukaryota, Fungi, Ascomycota, Saccharomycetes, Phaffomycetales, Wickerhamomycetaceae. Gene Ontology annotation, cellular component: ubiquitin ligase complex. Gene Ontology annotation, molecular function: ubiquitin-ubiquitin ligase activity.
AUGGAGAUCCAAAAUGAAGAGGAUCAUGACCAUGUCGACUAUUCACAGGCCCAGCGGCAUGAGCUCACCAGACAAAACGUCUCUCAGGAGGUGUUACAAACUGCAAAGUUCUAUUCGAGGGAUAAAGUCCGUACAGGGUUCAUAACAGAUGAGGAGUACCAAGACGUCAAGGGUAAAGACAUCGUGUUUGACGUGUUGCCCUCAUUUGAGAUGUAUCAGAGUGUUCAGAACAGAUCGCAGGACCCACCAAUGGGACCAAGUCCUGACUAUUUCGGUUACCCAAGUGAACCACCCCGUAUUGAUACCACCGCUAACGAUACCGUUGGUGAUGCCGCCAGGUUGGUGCAAUCACCAUCUGAAUCUGUUAGCGCUGCGUCUUCAGCGUCUAGAAAUUCGAUGUCUUCUUACUCGACUCAGUCCUCCAGCCUGGAACAUUAUGGUCCUCUGUCACUUGAGAAUAACGUUUUGGACAACGCUCACAAGUUACCAACGAUGCAGGUUCAUCCAGGUGUUACUGUGGACAUCUACGUUACCAAAAAUGUUCCGGUGCCUCAUGAGAAGUCCGAGAAUGAAAGCAUGCUCAAAGAAUACACCUCUGGUGAUGGUGUUUAUGGCUAUGUCGUGAUUUCCAACAUGUCAAACGAUCCCGUAUCAUUUCGUAUGUUCACAGUAACGCUGGAAGGUAUCACGUCCAUAGUCGAUGCCGAGUCAAAGAAAAUCUAUAACAAGAGGUUCUUGAACAUGGUUGAUAUGAAUGCGUCCUGGACAUUCGCUUGCAUCUCACCAUCCACCAAUGUUCAGUAUACACCAGGUGUUAAAGAUGCAGCUGAUGGCUGUAUAUUGGGAUUCAACAAGGACAGAAUCUUGGAACCUCACACAAAGUACAAGAAGUUCUUUUAUUUCAAAGUCCCGUAUACUCUUUUGGAUAACACAUGUCGUCAUCAGCAAGAGUUGCACACACUCUUGCCACCUAGCUUGGGCAUUGACAGAUACAAUAAAAAGAACAAGCAUGCAAAUAUAACCUUAAACCCAGCUUUGCACUAUGGCCACAAUGGAACAAGAGGUUCCCCAGUCUUGACAAAAGAUCUUUCCAAUGGUAACCUCAGUGUGAGUUAUAGAAUAAACGCAACUCUAAUAGGCUGUCAUCCAACAUUAAAGGACAUAUAUGGCCAACCGGAGUAUGCAGUGAUGAGAUCGGCAGAGUAUGCCUUAAGAUUCAUUCCCUUUGGUUUCUCUGUCAGUUUAUUCUCUUCCAAAAGAGCGCUGGAAACUUUGAAGCUUGUUAUUGAAUCAUCUUUUAAGAAUGCCAAAAGAUGUUUAAAGUUGAACGAAGAUGGCUCAGAAGAAGAGGUGAGAUUGUUGGAUCAAGAGGUCAAGAUGCAACAGCUAAACAUUGGAGAGAUUAUGAGAAAUGAUUCCUCUAACACCAAAACCAGUUCUUUCCCAUUGAGAAAUCAGAACUUUGCUACGCCUGACUUUUCCAAAGUUGAAACAUCGAUGGUUCUUGUUGCCAAUCCAAAGAAGUCUAUAUUUGGUAAAGCACCAAAGGAUGAUUUGAAUGAGAGUGGCAUUGUGGAAAUCACUACUAGGGUUCCAAAGGAUGGUUUAUCCUAUGUCUCACCUCCUUUAAUUCGUAAAGUGAACAAAGUUUCCACUUUGAACGACAUUGGUAUGCAAAACAUUGAUUCUUUGACCAAUACACUUUCCAUGAAUGAAAAGAAAGUGUUGACCAACUUGGAAUUCGAAUUGAAAUUCAAACCAAGUGAUUUUACCUUGAAGUCCGGCUUUGUUCCUGAGAUUUCACAAAUCACUUCAAGCUUACUCGUUGUGAACAUAUAUUCUAAGAGCGCUAUACCUAUCAAACUUUCGAGUGAUAUCAUCGUGUUGCACCACGGCGACGAAGUCACGGCAUUGGACAAGAUGAAGAAGGAUUUCCAAUGCUAUAACCAACAGUUCGAACAAUUGAAGACGGAAUUCGAGUCAAAGGGACUUGACAUCAACAAGUAUGUUGACCAUUCUACGCAGGCCGAUAUUCGAGCCAUGAAAGAUUUAAGAUCUGAUAUGUUUACAGUGAACGCCUUGAAGAACAAGUUAGAUCCUUCGAGCUCUACAAAGUGGGUGAAGAACUCAGACGGGACAAUGGGCAGAAAAGUGAAGUUGAUGUUGGAGUAUCACGACUUGAUUACAGAGACGCUAAUUCCAAAUUUCCAGACAUGUCUCCUAUCAAGAAUCUAUUGUAUUCAAGUGACGUUCAAGUUCAAAAACUGUUCUCAAGUCGGACAAGUGAGGGUCCCAAUUCGUCUCAGAUGGUUCGACAACGAAUGA